Messenger RNA from Liolophura sinensis, 1811 nucleotides. Its product is annotated as CDAN1-interacting nuclease 1-like. The transcript has 11 exons. NCBI's taxonomy places the organism in Eukaryota, Metazoa, Mollusca, Polyplacophora, Chitonida, Chitonidae. Bases 29 to 868 code for a protein of 279 amino acids. The record is from RefSeq and is a predicted model, not a curated record.
GGCAAGUUAAACACGUCUAAGGAGAAUAAUGGAGAUGUCAGUGUACAAUGAUAUCAUUGACUGUAUUCACGCGUUUAAUUCCCGCAAGUGUUUGCCUAAGUUAGUGGAGACUUAUCCAGGGAUUCCAGUGAACACUCUGGGGAGUAUUUUGUCACAAGAUUAUCAGAAAAAAAUGAAAAAAUGUCAUCACCAGAGAUACAGUACUUCAUCAGUAGAAAAAUAUUAUCAAAGAUACUUACAAGAUGUUUCAGCAGGAAAAGAAUGUGUGAUACUUUCUUUAGCAGAUGAGAUUGACCUCUCUCCUGCUCUCACAGCAAGGAUCAUCUUGGAGAAACAUUUAUCUGUGACUAAACAUGAUGGCCAGUCGGCGUCCAGAAGUCAAGUGACCCAGAUGAUGCGAGAUACGACUCUAAUAGAGGACCCAGUUUUGGCUGCAGAGGUACAUUAUUGUGUGUUGGACGAUGACCAUUACGGCCCCCUGGUGGACUGUAUAAAACAUUCAGUUGGCCAUGAAUAUGAGUUCAAACUGAAGCGGAAAUUGGAUUCUUUGGAUCUGGCUUACAUUGGUGAGGAGGAAAUGAGAGCCAGAGGUUAUGACAAGACCCCUGAUAUCAAAAUGGAAGUCCCCAUAGCUGUGAACGGCCAUGUUGUGAACUGGAUUGAGAGCAAAGCAUCAUUUGGAGAUGAACAUAGUCACAAGGGAUAUGAGAAGGAUCAGUUUUGGAGUUACUGGAACAGAUUCGGACCUGGAAUGGUAAUCUAUUGGUUUGGAUACAUUAAAGAGCUCGAUGUAAAUCGGGAAAAAGGUAUUAUGUUGAUGGACGAUUUCCCGGCGAACAUUGUCACCAUGGACCCGCUUCAGAGGUGACAGGCCACCAUGGAAGUAACACCAUGCACAUGACCACAUAUGGACGCAUUGCUGUUCACGCUAUUGGCCCAUUCCAGAAGUGAUUGACCACCAUGGAUGUGACACAAUAAACACGACAAUAUGAACAUAUUGCUGAAUUGAUACUAUGGACCAACUCCGAAAACGAUUGCCCACCAUGGAAGUGACACUAUGGUAAUGGCCACAUGGACGCAUUUGCUGAGUUGACACCGUGGAGUCGUGAACCCACCCAGUGCACAGCUGACAUAUAUUGCAAUUAUUUUUAUCACCAUUGAUGUAAACAUAUCCGAGCAAACAUGGUGAUGGUUCCCCAACGGAGUUGGCACGAAAGACUUUAAGCAGAAGUGGCAUGCCCAAUAGGGAGUGAGACUAUGGACUUCAAGCAGAUGUGACACUGUGGCACAAACACCAUUGAUGCAGACUGAACACCAAAGGUUGUGAUGUACUCCGGUUCCUCGUGCGUGUUCAAAGACAAGAAUCAGCAGUGAUGCUGAUGGUGUAUUGUGAUGCUGUGAUGAACGAAUACUCUGUAUCCAGUUGUUUUUAAUUAAGGUGAAGCCAGAGGUAAAAUAAGUGACAGACGAGCAGACUACCGAGUGAUAGGUAUCACUAACCUGGUAUAAACAAAGCUUGAUAGAUGUACUUUUGAAGUUGUAUGGAAAUAUCUUACGUUGGAGAUUUUAACAGGCCACGAAUUGCGCCCGCAAGAUCUGAACUGAUGUGUCAGGUAGUCUCGUCUGUAAGUCCUUUCAUUAUCAUUCGCCAUGAUUCUGAUAAUAUUUCCACUAUUAGUCGAAUCGUAUGUUCACAAUUGGUCAUGGGAGUGAAAUUGGUUUUUAUGUGAAUAAAAAAAGGAAAGAAAACAAAGCGAUGUUCAUAAACCAGAAUACUGAUAGAUAUGUUGCGCUCUGUUCUUCACAGCCAA